Orbicella faveolata is the source of this 1590-nucleotide messenger RNA. Its product is annotated as 2-Hydroxyacid oxidase 1-like. Lineage: Eukaryota; Metazoa; Cnidaria; Anthozoa; Scleractinia; Merulinidae. Gene Ontology annotation, molecular function: FMN binding; oxidoreductase activity. The record is from RefSeq and is a predicted model, not a curated record.
AGCAUUUCGCGGUUUUUUUUAUCCAGUAAGAAGAUGUCAAACUUUAGAGACCUCUUAACAAUAGAUGAUCUAAAGAACUACGCUGCUACACACUUGGACAAGAAUGCCUUUGAUUACUUUUCAACGGGAGCCGGUGACGAAGUUACACUGCACGAAAAUCGUCAAGCUUUUAAAAGGAUUAAACUGCGUCCACGCGUGCUACGAAACGUUUCCCAGCAAGACAUCUCUGUCACAGUCCUGGGUCAAAAGCUAAGCAUGCCAAUUUGUGUUUCACCUGUUUCUUUCCAAGCGAUGGCGCAUCCAGAUGGAGAACUUGCCACAGUCAGAGCGGUGAAAUCUGUGGGUACAGCUGUAGGCGUGAGUAUAUACUCCACAUAUAGCCUGGAACACCUCGCGCGAGACUCUCCAACCACGAUCAAGUUUAUGCAGAUCCAGCUGUACACGGAUCGCCAGUUUAUGGUGGACUUGUUAAAACGAGCCGAGAAAGCGGGAUAUCAGGCAAUUAUCUUAACAGUGGACGUCCCGGUCAAAGUCUUCGGGAGACAUAAAGACAGGGCGAAUUUUUCUGUUCCCAAGCAUUUGAAGGGAUUUGCUAAUUUCCCUAACAGCAAAUCAAAAAAUAACGACCAGAUGAGCCGUUACGUCAUUGCUGAGAGUGACAGUGGUGCUGUCUGGGAGAAAUUUGAUUGGCUUCGUUCGAUGACGUCACUUCCGUUUGUUAUUAAGGGAAUAUCGACACCAGAGGAUGCUCGUCUCGCAGUGCAGCAUGGGGCCCAAGGGAUUCUGGUGUCGAAUCAUGGAGGGCGGCAGUUAGAUGGUCUUCCUGCCACUAUUGAAGUGUUACCCGAGAUAGUUGAGGCCGUCAGAGGAACUGGGGUCGAAGUGUAUUUAGACAGUGGCGUGAGACUGGGAACUGAUGUUCUUAAGGCCCUUGCUCUGGGGGCUAGAGCAGUGUUUGUUGGACGGCCAGUUAUCUGGGGACUAGCUUAUAAGGGAGAGCAAGGUGUCUUUGAAGUUCUUCAGAAGCUCAAGGACGAGCUCAAAAUAGCUAUGGCCCUUGCAGGAUGUGCGUCUCUCAAAGACAUCACUCCUUCUCUUGUGAUGAGGAGUCCAGUCAGCCAUCUCUGAUGUCAAUGAAGUAAUACCAGCUACCAAUGCCAUUGUCCCUUACUGUAGUUAAGAGUCUUUUUACCUCCAACAGUUGAAAUCUCGAUUAAAAAAUCAGGGAGAGGAUCAAAGAAUGCAUGCUUAUAUAUAUUUUUAAUAUCAUCAUGUGCUAUAACAGGUACACAGCUUGAUAUUGCGAGAGCGUGUCGAGGGGCGGAGUCGUGUCGAAAAAGCUUUUCAUGGACCUAAAAUCUGGAGUUCACUUCUAAAAAAAUCAGGAAUGUAACUGUGCCUAGCUUUAAUUUAAUUUAUGAAAGAUAUACUAAGUACCCACCUAAGUUAGAAUGUAACUAUAAAAACAUGUGACAGGUAAUUAUUUUCAAAUCCUUUAGUUCAAUUUUGACACGUUAGCCCUCAAAGCCAGCCAGGGCUUUCACAAACUCUAAUUGAAUCGAGUAUCAAUAAAGUAUGUAUGUAUCUAUA